This is a messenger RNA of Galleria mellonella (greater wax moth), 2045 nucleotides long. RefSeq lists its product as uncharacterized. The transcript has a single exon. Lineage: Eukaryota; Metazoa; Arthropoda; Insecta; Lepidoptera; Pyralidae. Bases 234 to 2045 code for a protein of 603 amino acids. The record is from RefSeq and is a predicted model, not a curated record.
CGCGUAUUCAAUCCGCUCCGAUAUGCGGUACACGUUCCGUUCGAUAUAAAUUAACCAUAAUAUAAAUAUACCUGGAAGACUAACAAAUCAAUAUGUAGGUAACUAUUAUUAUAAUUUAGUCAAAUAUCACACGCAAUAGCAGACGCGGUGCGAUGUUGUCGUAAUUAAUACAUUUAUAAACAUUAAACGGACUAGGACAGUGAUUGAUUUACACCUCACUUCGUUUCUAUUCUAUGAAUAGAAAUGAGUGGGGAAAAGAUAUUAUGAGCACAUCGUUCAAAAUGUUGGCAGUAGUGAUAGUGCUAUUUCUAAUGAACUCUAUAAAUAGUCAUAAAGUUUUCCAAAUAAACGAAGAAAGAGGUGACAUCGUAGAUUGUGUCGCUAACAUUACAAGAAAGUAUUUAACAAAAGGAGAUGAGAUUACAUACUUCGAUGCCAAUUCUGACGACGAUAAGGUAAUUCAAGCAAUCAACGAUAAUAUACACGUAUCGUUGAUUUCACGGACAUAUAAGAAGAGAUUAAAAACAAUCGUAAACAAAGGCUACAUCAUUUUCACAAGAAAUGUCGAAGAGCUUAUUAACAAAUUUAUAUAUUUCACACGAGAAUCCCAAUGGAAUCCUAACGGCAGGUUUCUAAUUAUAAUCAAAUCACUUGUCGAAGCAAAGCUCGAAGAUAUAUUUAAUAUUCUUUUAAAAUUUCAUGUCGUAAAUGUCGUAGUUGUAAACGGAACGAGUGAUUGUGACCUGUAUACAUAUAAUCCAUUUGAAAAUUAUGGCUGUGGAAAGCAUUUCACAAGAAUUAUCCAUUACGGAAAGUGCAGGAAGCCUGCAGUCGAUGAUAUAUUUCCAAACAAAUUGACCACCGGUUUUCGCAACUGUUUGAUCCUCAUCGUGGCUCCACAUUGGCCACCCUACAGCAUUGAUCCAAACAAAAAUAUAACAGCAAUGACAGGUAUAGAACAGUACAUGUUUCAAAUCAUCAGCGAAUUAGAAAAUUUCGAGCUAAAAUAUAUUUUCGGAUACAACGCAGAAAAUUUUACAACUGUAAAUAAUAACAUGUCUGCUGUGGGCUCUCUGGCUCUGUUGCAGAACAACAAAGUGGACGUUAUAAUAGGUGGAAUGAUGCUCAUAAAUUCCAGAGCGGAUGCGUUCGAUUACAUUUGGGGACAUCUGGCAUAUGUUGAUGAUCUGCGGUUUGUGGUAAAAAGGGCAACUGAUGUAGCCAUUUGGCGGAACAUAUAUUUGGAAUUCCAGCCAACUGUAUGGGCGUUGCUCAUAUUGACUUUUGUAAUUUAUUCUAUUAUAUUUUUUGCACUAUUCUCAGUGAAAGAUAAGAAUUCCAUAAUGUUGAAGAUGUGGGACAGUUUCUUUCAACACGGGCACGAAGUUCGCGGCAGGUUUCCAAUAAGAUGUUUCUUCAUCGCGUGGAUUUGGUUUGCGUUUCUUGUCAAUUCAUACUAUCAGUCCAGCCUGGUUAGUUUGAGUACGCAUCCAGUGAAAGAUUACCAGAUUUCCAAGGAGGAAGAUUUACACUCAUUUAAUUUAAAAGCUUGUAUUAGUCCGGUUAUACAGAAAUUUCAGUCGGUGGAAGGGAUGAAGCCAUACAAAAAUGUGGUAAACCAGUGUAACAGUCUUACACAAAGUAUGACAAUGGUUAGUCGGAAUGAAGAUAUGUUUACAAUAAUUCUAAAAAGCAUUUAUUCAUAUAAUAAGCAUAGAUUUUAUGAUGAGUGGGGAGUACCAUCCGUUUAUUGUUUUCCCAAUCCUCUAAGUAAAAUAAUAUACGGUAUUUACAUGUACAAAGGAUUUCCGAUACGCGAGCGGUUACAUAUAUUAGCAUUGCGUUUACGAGAAAAUGGUUUGUUGGAAAAAAUAAAAAAUGAUCUCUACCACGACCACAUGAAGACACAUUCUUUUCAUCACAAACCUUUGCAAUUAUUCCUUAUAAUUCCUUGGCGCUUAUAUCUAUUCGGAAUAUGUCUGUCCUUAGGAGGAUUUUUCUUGGAAUUAGCUAUUGCUAAUAAGAUAAUUAGAUAUACUAAUUAG